CGCUUUCUCCUCAGCUCAAGAUUUGAAUUUCAGUGUUUCAAUAACUGAAUUGAUAACCUCCUCCUUCUCCAACUUCACCAGUCUCAAGAUACCAUCACAAUGAUCAAUCUCAUGAGACUCGUUAAGCUCACAAAAAAGUGGAAAAAACUAGCUGCGCCGGAGAGGAAAAGAAUUUCAAUACCAAGAAGCGGUGAAGAUGAAAACACAAACAACAAUGACAGGUUACCAGUGGCAAAUAAAGGCCAUUUUGUCGUCUACACUGUCGAUCAAAGGCGCUUCGAGUUCCCCAUCUCGUAUCUUAACAAUAACAUCUUUAGAGAACUCCUGGCAAUGUCUGAGGAAGAGUUUGGCUUGCCAAGAACUGGUCCUAUAACGUUGCUAUGUGAUGCAAUGUUCAUGAAAUAUGCAGCCUCCUUGAUGCAACGAAAUGUUGAUAAAGAUAUGGAGAAAGCAUUGCAUAUAGACAUAAGUAGUAGUGGUAGAUGCUCAUUGUCUUUUCAUUCGCUACUCCAAGAACAAAGUAGCCAGCAAUUACUGGUUUGCUGAAUUUUUGUACAUGACCAAAGACAUAGUUGUAGUUAAUAUUAAUAUACUACUUCAUCAGAAUUCCCAUCAA
Molecule: messenger RNA, 616 nt
Organism: Populus nigra (black poplar)
Lineage: Eukaryota; Viridiplantae; Streptophyta; Magnoliopsida; Malpighiales; Salicaceae
Product: auxin-responsive protein SAUR67-like
Exons: 1
Coding region: 100-546 (148 amino acids)
Biological process (GO): response to auxin
Source: RefSeq, a predicted model, not a curated record